AUGAGAAUCGAUCGCUACCUGCAGGGGACGCCGUCGUGGGUCGACCUGUCCACCACCGAUCAGGACGCCGCCAAGGGGUUCUACGCCGGCCUGUUCGGCUGGAGCUACCGGGAUAUGCCGGUCGACCAGACGGGCGAGCGGCUCUACACGACGGCGACCAUCGACGGCGCCAGCGCGGCGGGGAUCUUCACGCAGCCGCCCGAGGAGGCGCAGAUGGGCAUUCCUCCGCACUGGAACGUCUAUCUGACGGUGGACGAUGCCGAUGCCAGCGCGGUGCGCGCCGUCGAGCACGGCGGCACGGUGCUGGCCGAACCGUUCGACGUGUUCGACGCCGGCCGCAUGGCGACCAUCAAGGACCCGGCCGGCGCCGUGGUGUCGCUCUGGCAGCCGCGGCAGAGCAUCGGCGCGCAGAUCCGCGCCGAGCACGGCGCGCUCUGCUGGACCGAGCUCCUGACCGGCGAUCCAGCGGCCGCCGCCGAGUUCCUGGCCGCGCUGCUGGACGUCCGCACGGAGACCGCCCCCAUGCCGGACGGCGUCGAGUACACGGUGGUCAUGGCGGGGGACACCCCGGUCGCCGGCGUGAUGCUGAUGCCCGAGCACCUGCGCGAGAUGCGGCAUCCCCCGCACUGGAGCACCUACAUGCAGGUCGACGACACCGACGCGGCCGUGGCGGCGGCGGAGGCCGCCGGCGGCUCAGUGUUGAUGCCGGCACAGGACAUCGCGACCGUGGGGCGCCUCGCCUUCAUCGCGGAUCCGCAGCGUGCGGCGCUCGGCCUGAUGACGCCCGGAUAG
Geodia barretti is the source of this 792-nucleotide messenger RNA. The record is from the annotation of a GenBank genome assembly. NCBI's taxonomy places the organism in Eukaryota, Metazoa, Porifera, Demospongiae, Tetractinellida, Geodiidae.